Messenger RNA from Closterium sp. Naga37s-1, 2082 nucleotides. NCBI's taxonomy places the organism in Eukaryota, Viridiplantae, Streptophyta, Zygnematophyceae, Desmidiales, Closteriaceae. The record is from the annotation of a GenBank genome assembly.
AUGACACCGGAUGUUCACCACACGGACGUGCACAUUGGCACAACAACAGACAGCAGGGCUAUCAUCACAGCGGCCGAUGAAGGAUUCUGGCCAAUCGCUGAAGGAGGAGGGCGGGAAGCCGCAGCCGUAUCUGAACCGGAGAAGGGGAUCGAAGCACACAGAAGAGGAAGAGGUGUUGAUGGAGCAAGCGCGUGCGAGGGAUCUGCUACUGCUGGCUCAUCGAGGCAACCACAGGCUGAUGCCUCUGGUGUGGUGGUAGCAGUAUCUGGCAAUUCGAGGGAAGAAGAAGGAAAAGGGGAGCGGGAAGGAGGGGAUAGAGGGGAUAGAGGGGAUAGAGGGGAUAGAGGGGAUAGAGGGAAAGGGAGAGUGAGUGAACGGGGAGAAAUGAGCCAAGGUGGGGGGAAAGGGGGUGUCAGUGGUGGCAAGGUGCAUGCAGGCCGUCUCAAAUGGGCGAGAAACAUACGGGGAGAGGAGGCAGCAGUAGAGGAACACGCAACAGAUGGUACCGAAGGCAACGGAGGCGGCGGAAGCAGCGGCGGCGUUGCUGCAAAGGUGCUUGCGGGUGUGAAGAUGUGUGGUGUGUGCAACAAGGUGUUCCUCUCAGGGCAGGCGCUGGGAGGUCACAUGCGGAAGCACUGGAAGGGGCCUCUUCGCGGCAGCACCAAGAGCGGCAGCACCAGGAGUGCGGGGGAGACAAAGGCUUCUGAUUCAAGGCAAGGGCAAGCGCAGUCAGAGGCAGGUGAGCAAGGACUGGAGAACGAGCACAUGAAGCAGGAAGAGGGGCAGGCGCAAGAGCAGGAGCAGGAGCAGGGACAGCGGGAUCAGGAGAAGGGGCAGGGGCAGGGGCAGGGGCAGGGGCAGGGGCAGGGGCAGGGGCAGGGGCAGGGGCAGGGGCAGGGGCAGGGGCAGGGGCAGGGGCAGGGGCAGGGGCAGGGGCAGCGGCAGGGGCAGGGGCCGGUGCAGGAGCAAAUGUUGGAUGAUGCUAGUGACAUGCUGAGGCAUAUUCAGCGGCUGGUGGCACAGCGACGGGAGCAAGGAGGGGACGGUGCUGAUGGCGGUGGUACACUGAGCAGCACACAGGGCACGCCUGUGACUUCAGAGCGGAUGCAAGACCGUGUGUUGGAAGGAAAAGAAAGCACACAUGCUUCAGGUGAGAAGCUGCGGACAGGAGGGACUGGAGAGGGAGCAGUGAGUGAGAUGCGAGGCGGUGUGGUAUUGGCAGGAGUAGGAGGAGUAGGAGGAGGAGGAGGAGGAGGUGGGCAGGGAAGGCAGCUGCGGCAGGCAGAGGGCAUGGUGGUGAAUAGUGGGCGGGCAAGUGAGGGGUUGAUUCGGAGACAAGGGAUUGUGCAGGGGCCAGCGGAGGCGGGACGAAGGGAGCGUGCAGUGGCUAUGGUGGCUGCAGCUGCUUCCCAGGGGCCUUUUAUUCCUGACCAGCCGGUGGACGUGGCAGCGCUUCUGCAACUGUUGCAGCAGCAGCAGCAGCAGCAGCAGCAGCAGCAGCAGCAGCAGCAGCAGCAGCAGCAGCAGCAGCAGCAGCAGCAGCAGCAGCAGCAGCAGCAGCAGCAGCAGCAGCAGCAGCAGCAGCAGCAGCAGCAGCAGCAGCAGCAGCAGCAGCAGCAGCAACAGGAGGAACAACGGCAACAGCAACAGCAACAGCAGCAAUGGCAACAGCAGCAGCAACAACAACAGCCACGGCAAAUUCAACAGCAGCAGCGGCAACAACAGCAGCAGCAGCAGCAGCACCAAGAGCAACUGGAUCAGAUCUUGAAACAGGAGAAAGAGAGACUGCAGCAAGAAAUCGUGCUUCAACUGCUGGAACGACAUCGACAACGGCAGGCUCAUCCGCAGCAACAGACUCCGUUAUCACAGCAGCAGCAGCAGCAGCAGCAGCUUCCUCAUUAUCAGCAGCAGCUUCCUCAUUAUCAGCAGCAUGGUGUAACACGAGGUGCUGCAGAUAUAGGGACAUCCUCGUUAGAGUCAAGGGAUGGGCUUCCACACAGGUUCCCAUCAGCAACGGGUGAGAGUGCUGGACCAUUGGAUCUCAACCUAAGUUUAUCACAAAUUGAUGAAACCCGUCCCUAG